UGUCAUCAAAGCUGUCAUUAACAGUUGGAUAGAAGCAGAGAAGUGAAUAUUAUUUUAGUUCUUUGUUGUAUUUAAAUAUUUGGCUGUAAUCGAAGAUGGAUAUUUUAUAGAUAUCUUCGAGAACCUAAUAGUAUUAUUGACUUCAAUUUAUAAAGGAUAACGAACAGUGAAAUAAAGCGGCCAAUUAAAGGAAAUAUUGUAGCCAACAUUUUUUAUGCACCAACACCGGUAUAGUAAAAAUAGCAAUAUGUUCGAUAUUCCCCUGGGUGUCUGGGCUGCACAAAAGCUAAGUAUGAUGUGCUGUCCACGCUUACAAUUGCGUAAAGAUUUCAUCUUUAAGGGAUCUACCAUCAUUCUGACCUAUUUGGCAUAUGCUGCUUAUCAUAUGUCCAGAAAACCAAUAUCUGUGGUAAAAUCAGUAUUACAUGAAAACUGCACAAAUCCAAGAAAUACCACUGAUAAUGACUGUGGCUAUCCACCUUUUGAUGUUCCUGAUGCAUCCACAUUGUUUGGCUCAUUAGACUCCGCAUUUCUCGUUACAUAUGCCAUAUCGAUGUUUCUUUCCGGCAUAGUUGCAGAAAGAGUAUCACUCCGUUAUUAUCUAAGCCUGGGCAUGCUAUUUUCUGGACUAUUCACUCUGCUUUUUGGCGCUGCCAAAUCAUGGAAUAUACAUAGUAUGUGGUAUUUCGUCCUUGUUCAGGUAUUGGGUGGGAUAGUUCAAACAACCGGUUGGCCAGGCGUAGUGACACUGAUGGCACGUUGGUUUGGCAGGUCGAAACGUGGCCUUAUUUUUGGUAUUUGGAAUAGUCACACAUCAGUUGGUAACAUACUCGGUACUUUGAUAGCUGCACACUUUGUUGAAAGUAAUUGGAUGUUAUCAUUCGCUGUGCCCGGCGCCAUUAUGGCCGGUUUGGGCUUUGUAAUGUUUUUAUUUAUUGUCGAUGAUCCAGAAAUUGUUGGAUUACCUUCAACUCGAACACACUUGCCAGUGAAUGAUAGUAAUGCAUACGAUGAUGAAGAAAGUAUACCAAAUGCAGCUAGUUUUGAAGCGAACCGUGGUAUUCAUGGCUAUACAGACGAUUAUACAGAAAUAAGUCAUCGUGCAUCUGAGCGUACACCAAUAUUAGCACGCAGUAGAUCACAGCCAAUUGCUCAAACUGAACGCAAUGCAGUUGGUAUACUUCAGGCUCUAUCGAUUCCCGGUGUUGUGGAGUUUUCAUUAUGCUUAUUCUUCGCCAAACUUGUCAGUUAUACGUUCCUCUAUUGGCUUCCAUUAUACAUACAGUCUUCCACUACAUUAAGUCCUAGCGUUGCUGCUGACCUCUCUACACUCUUCGAUAUUGGCGGAAUAUUUGGCGCUAUCGCAGCGGGAACAGUAUCUGACUAUUCGGGUAUGCCAGCUACGACUUGCCUUGUUUUGCUAAUAUGCGCGGCUCCACUGUUGUUUAUGUAUGUGCACUUUGGUGGAUUAUCGAUAGCCAUCAAUAUUAUAUUGCUCCUGCUGGCUGGAUUUAUGGUAAAUGGUCCAUAUGCCCUUAUCACGACAUUUGUUAGUGCAGAACUGGGGCAACAUCAGUCGCUGUCUCAUAAUUCCAAGGCCUUAGCUACAGUGACGGCCAUAAUCGAUGGCACCGGAUCAAUUGGAGCGGCUGUGGGUCCCUUCAUUGCGGGUUUAGUGUCACAAAGCGGUUGGGAGAACGUUUUCAACAUGCUCAUUUGCGCCGAUAUAUUGGCUAUGGUGAUAGUAUCACGUCAGGUAGUUAAAGAGCUCCUUAGGCUACGUCGUAGAAGCCGUAUACGUAUAGAAUAGAGCCUUGAACAAUGCAGAAUUCAAAUUAACUAUAUAUAUAAAAUAAUAUUUAUCCACAUAUCGGUGAUAUUUUAUUUUUAUUAAACACUUUUACGAAAUACGACCAAUAAAUCUCAGAUGACAUAAAUAAGGUAA
This is a messenger RNA of Zeugodacus cucurbitae (melon fly), 1945 nucleotides long. It is a transcript of the gene MFS16, whose product is annotated as glucose-6-phosphate exchanger SLC37A2. The coding region runs from base 215 to 1810 and encodes 531 amino acids. The record is from RefSeq and is a predicted model, not a curated record. Gene Ontology annotation, molecular function: transmembrane transporter activity. NCBI's taxonomy places the organism in Eukaryota, Metazoa, Arthropoda, Insecta, Diptera, Tephritidae. The transcript is spliced from 9 exons. Gene Ontology annotation, biological process: transmembrane transport. Gene Ontology annotation, cellular component: membrane.